GUUUUGAUAAGAUUAUUUAGAUUAAAUAUUGGAACACGCACUUUGGAUGAAUAAAUUAUUUUUUCACUUUGUGAGAUUGUGCUUUGUGUUAUAGUUAUUAAUAUCGCUUUGGACAUAUAUUCUUUAUUAGUAUUUGGAAAGAAACAAUUAUGGUGACAAACAUAAUCUACUAUUGUCUUUUGAUUCUGGCUGCAGAUGCUCAAUUUCAGAAAUAUUAUUAUAAAUGGAAUGGAGAAAGUUUUGAUAUUAUUUAUUCUGAUACAGAAUACUGGCAGUUUAAAGAGAUAAUGGCCCCAAAAACCUACAAAAAGGAGCACACUGAUAGAGGAGAUAGACCCGGAACGUGCGAAUCAGGAGAAUUUAUCUGUUAUGAACCGUAUCCUCGAUCACAAACGUACCAAUUUGAAUGCACAACUGAUUAUCAAUGUCCCAGAUAUUUCAAAUGUUGCUUACCUAGAUGUUUUUUACAUAAAGUAUGCCAGCCAGCUGCGCUUAAAGAUUAUACAGAAGUAUCCAUAGAACCAUCUACAGAAGAUUGGCCGGAAGAAAUUAAAAAGAAAACAACACAUACAAGUAUAGAAGAAACGACGAAACAACGAACUUCAAUUGUGGAAGAUGAAAUAACGACAGAAAUAAAUAUAGAAAUACUAACAAUAACUACAGAGUUCGAAAAUAAAACAGAAGAACUCACAUCCACAUCAGAAGAACAAAUAGUAACCACGGAAAAACAAAUAUUAACUACAGAAGAACAAACAUCAGCUAUAGAAGAAAAAACAUCAAGUACAGAAGAACACACAUCAACUACAGAAGAACAAACUUUAACUACAGAAAUUGAAAUUACUACAGAAACAGUAAGUGAAAAUCAAACGACAACUACUGUGGUUGAAAAUAAAACAGAAAUAAAAACAGCAAUCUCAGAAGAACUAUCAGUAGCUACAGAAACACAUAUAUCCACCACAGAAGAACAAACAUCAACUACAGAAGAACAAAAAUUAACUACAGAAGAACAAACUUUAACUUCAGAAGAACAAACGUCAGCUAUAGAAGAAAAAACAUCAGGUACAGAACAAAUAUCAACUACAGAAGAGCAAACUUCAACUUCAGAAAUUGAAAUUACUACAGAAACAGUAAGUGAAAAUCAAACGACAACUACUGUGGUUGAAAAUAAAACAGAAAUAAAAACAGCAAUCUCAGAAGAACUAACUGUAACUACAGAAAAACAUAUAUCCACCACGGAAGAACAAACAUCAACUACAGAAGAACAAACAUCAACUACGGAAGAAGAAACUACUACACACAUGGAAAGCAAAAUACAAAAUACAACUGUAGAAGUAGCAUCUACGAAUACAACGGAAAACGUAACAACUUCAGAAAUUAUAACUAGAACAGAAACAAUUUCAACCAAAGAAACAAAAUCUACCCAGGUCGAAGAUAAUACAAAGACAACAACAACAUUUUUAGAAGAAGAAACUACAGAAACUGACACAGAAAAGGAACCAGUAACCACCGAGAGUAAUACAAAUAAAACAACAGAAGCACAAACAUCCGCUGUAGCCGUGAAAACUACUGAAUCUAGAAGAGAUAAAGAAACAACUUUAAAUGAAACCACACAAACAAUACAAGAAGCUACUGAUAAAAUAGAAACAACUACAAAAUCUACUACUGAAACUACCACAGAAGCAUCUACCAAAAACGAAGUUACAACGGGAAUUACAACUGAUAAAGAUGACAUAGAUAAGCAAACAAAAAGAACUACAGAAUAUAUCGUUGAAGCAUCUACAAGCGACAAUAUAAAUAAAAACGAAACGGAAGAAAUUGCAACUGAAGGGCCACCUAAUACAGCUGCUGAUAGUAUAAGUACAUCAGUUAUACCAACAAGUAAAAAAGAAACAACGGUAGAAGUAACAACAGAAGAAAUUACAACAAUUUUUUCUGAUAUACCACCAGUUCAAAUGAUCAGAAACCAUACACUGACAGAUAUAUUGGAUCAAAUAAAAACAUUUACUAAUAUUUCUAUAACUAACAAAUUAAUAAAUAAUACAAAUGUAACAGACAAUAGCUUAGAAAAAUCAGAAAUUAAAGUGACAACAAAAGGUAUUACUGAAAUUACUCCUCCACCCAUAACCUCUACAUACGCUAAUGCAGUUCUCGAAGAAUUAAGACAAAAAACAAUUACUGAUAUUGUUAAAAGCUCAAAUACUUUGUUUUCAUUUAUAGAAUCUUCAUCAACUGUUGCUGCAGAUUAUGUGUCAUCGCAACAGUCAGAAUCAACAAUGAGCUCUGUUAAAUCAAUAGGAACUUCUUUUAAUGUAAGUUCUAAAGAAACAAUAGAAUCUGAAAUAACUACCGUACAAACAACCAUACCUCCUUCAACUUUAAUAUCAAUAACUAAUGAUACACUUUCAGUUCAAUUUAAAACAAAGCCAGCGGAGUCGAGAGCUUUAGAUUUAUCACGAAUAUUCCCUGAUACAACUAUCACUACUAUAAUAUUAGAUACUACAAAUCUAAGUACUGAAAACUCUAUAAAAACAACUUCCAAUGAAGAAAAAUUGUUAAUUACAGUGUCAGAUAUUGGCCAAACAUUGCAAGGUACUCCAAGUGAAGUUAGAAAAGACGAAACUGAAAAUUUUGGAGAAGGUAGUGGUAGUGGUAGUGGUGAUUACUAUGACGAAGAUGAUGAAAAUGAGGACACUGAUGGAAGUGGAGAUUAUGUGGAGAAAAAAUACAAUGAGCUUAAUAAAGAGAAGGAAGACCCGCAAAAAAGCAAUGAUGAAUUCGAGAAAAAUAUCGAUAAUUAUAUUAUUAAUAAAAAUACUAAUAAGGAUACCAGUGUUAGAGAAACAGAUAAAAAUGAAAAAACUCCUAAACAGAGAAAAAAAGAAAACAAAACUUAUGCAGAGAAGAAAAGUGAAUUUAACCGUAAACACUUUGAUGAAAGGAAUAAAAUAAGGAACCAGAGAAAUACAAAAGAGGAAGCCAAUGAGGAAAUUAUUCUAUUUUGAAAGAAGGAUUUAGAUACUGUUAAAAAGAUAUAUCUUCGAUUUAUUUUAUUUUUAUAAGCUUUUGAGAACUAAAUUUGUACAAAAAUAAAAAUAUGUUUUUGUCUUAGACUAGCGGCCGCAAGGUAGUACGAUCGUACCUUCGGCAGGAAUUUUGUGAAGUGUUUGGUGGGAUCAUUAAAAAGUGUCAUGUGCAACGAUUUAGUUUAAAACACCUGUAAAUAAGUCUUCAGACAACUCAAAGUUGUAAAACGUAUCAGCUAAAAGAGCGGCUGAAAAUUUACAUAUCACCAUUUCGAUGGUCACAAUUGAGGCCCUCAAUUUUUUUUGCUUCGAGCAUAUAUAUUUCAUAGAGUCCGCAUUCAACAGCGUUUGUUUGGGUUGAGAGGGGAAAAAUAUAUUAGACAAAUACCUUAAAAUCGAUGUCUAACAAUUAUUUUUACGGCAUUAAGUUGGAUUUAAUAAUUUUUGGUUAAUAUCAAAGUGGGCUUAUGUCAUAAAAAAAUUUUCAAAGCAUCACAUUGUGCGAGAGUUGUCUUGUAUAUUUUCAACAAUUGUGGUUUUCAUAGAUAAUUUCGUUGAGUUCCUAAUAUUUUGUUUUUUUUUGUGUUUGUUUGGUUGUUACAAAAUGGCGUUUGCAAAUAGGUUAACUAGUUACGUAUGUGAAAGACCGUUUCAACCUAGACUGUUAAUUCGCCUAGACCAAGAAGAAAAUAUUCAUAUUUUGCAAGUUGCAUCUUUGCAAGUUGCAUCUUUGCAAGUUGCAUAUUUUAGAAGGCUCGUUGCUGAAUUUUCCGAACUGGAUAUCGGUGAUAAUACAAAAAUUUGUUUAAAUUGUUUUAAUUCUGUAAGGGAUGAACUUAAUCAAAUACAAAUUGAUUCGAACUGUCUACAAUUUAAUGUUCUUUCUCCAGUUCCAAGGCAUUCUUGCAUAAUAUGUAAUGCUCAACAAAACCUACGUAGAAUAAUAGAAUGUAAAGUUAAUGUGUUUGUUGCAUCUGACAUUUAUAUACCACAGUUUUUAAGAAUAUGCGAACAUCAUCUAAAUAAUAACGGUUUUGUGAUACAAGAUUUAAUACGAGGUUUACGGUUUGAUAACCAACCAUAUAUUGUACCAAACCUUCAAGGCUUUAUAAAUGUUUUAUUUAGUGGUAUUUAUCUAAUUUGAAAUAAAACCCGUAUUUGUGUAUUUGACAAUUUAUUCAAUACUGCAAUAUUAAAUUAUUAAUUUCCAAUCGAGGCCUGUGUUUAUAAAAAGUCGGAGAUAAGGAAACCACUUUUUGUGUUUUAACAUAUAGUAUGGACCUAUAUACAACAUCUUGCUUAAGGGUGCAAGCAAAUGCUAACUGCAGGAUCAAAAAUUGGGAAAGGAUAGAAAGUUUCGCCGAAGACGAAUUUAAAACUUUAACGUCUAUUUCCAAAAAUUACUUUUGAGAAGUUAUAUACAUUUUGUGAUGACAUAGAGCAAUAUGGCAAUGCGCGAAGGAUUAAUGAAAAGCAUUUGUUAAAAUUUUUUAAUAAAGCUAAGACAUGGGGUAACUGAUAAAUUUUAAAAAAAUUAUUUUUAACUAUUCUCGCAGCCAAGCUGUAAGCCUAACAAUUUCAAAUGUUCCGUUAUCACUUCUCAGGCUGUUUGUGCUGAAUAAUAUUGGUUUUAUCACCAUUUCUAGAGAAAAUUUUAUAGCUAGACAAAUAUCUCCAUAUAUCUUCAAAUAUCAAUCACUUGUACAAUUCAACACCCAAUCUGCAAUAGUAUACAUAGAUUGUACUUACAAUAAAAUUGAUAAGAUAAAAGUAAUAACGUUAGAGUAUUACGCCAAUCUUACUGACCACAAAAAAGUGCACCUCGUAAAACCAGAAAUAAUGGUGGCUCCCGAUGGUUACGUAUUAGAAGUACUUGGACCAUAUUUCUCGGAUGCAAGAAAUGAAAUAAGGAACUGGUUUCAAAACGGCGACAUCGUGAUAGUGGAUAGAGACUAUAGAGAUUGUAUAGCCGUAUUUAAGAAUCUUGGAAUUCAAUUUUAUAUGCCUUCUUUUCUUUAACCGCACCAAAAUCAAUUUUCUACUCUUUAGGCUAACAAAAACAGAAUAAUUACAAGUACUAGAUGGUUAGUAGAAUCUAGAAAUCGUCACUUUAAGACGAUUUUUAAUUUUUUUUUCUGGAAAAAUAUCUACGUCGCAUGCGGCUCAUUUAAAAGAAUAUUAUUUAAUUGCUGGUGAUUUAAUAAAUAAGUUUCAUCCUUUAAUUGAAAUAAGAGGAACACCUGAAAUAGCUAUUGAAAUUCUGGACAAAUUGCAAGAAAAUAAUAAGGUCCAAAUUCGUGUUCAAAAUGAAAAUCUUCUACGCCAGAAUGGUCAAUGGAAUCGUUUGAACAAUGGACAUGUACUUGAUUUUCCCCGAUUAAACUUAGAUUAUUUAACAAAGUUAACGGGUCGCUACCAUAUUUAUUUAGCGGCAUCUUACAUACAAGAAACUGUUCAAAGACAAGAAUAUCAUUUUAUUUAAAUCGACGAGUUAAAUUAGGAGCCUGGUUGGUUAAGAUUUAGAAUUUAUUUCAGAUUUGUAAAUGAAGCCAGACGUACGCUUUGGGUUGUAUAUAACAACGCAAAUGAGAAUCGCGAGAAUCCAAUAAUAAGACGCAUGCGCUCAUGUUGCGUUGUAUGGUUUUUAGGGUAUGCGAGACAUAAGCAAAAUAUAAAAUUUCCUUUAACCAAACUUUUAAAUUGUAUUGACGAUUGUGGGGAAAGGGUUCUGCCAGAAGAGUUGCACAUUGGUCCUGAGGUGAUUUAAAAUAAUGGUUCCUAAAAAUUUCUAAAUGACUUCUUAUGUUUCAAAACAUUUCUUUGUGUAGAAGCACUCUAUACCCAUUUUAUUUGUACAUCUUUUAAAUAUCAGCCUCUACCUAAUGUGUAUCAGAUCUGUUCUGCCUUUUAUAAUCACUUGUUUAUUGUAGUUUCUACCUCUUUUAUCUAUUUGGUUACUGUAAUCAUCAACCACUACCGGGCAUGGUAUAUAUUUUUGUGCUUCCUAUAUCUAUAGAACCUUCUAUUCAAUUUAACACGCACUUCCAACAAAAAACAGUUUAAUCUUAAUUACGUGGAUUAUGCCUAUUGGGAAAACCACUAUUUAAAAAACGCGCCAAAACCUCAACCCCUAUGGUGAUCUGGAAAUGUGGUUAACGUAUUUGUUAAUUUUUCUCAUAGUUGUUGCAAUAUACGUUCGUAUCUAUAGUUUCAUUCAUUUCUGUAUGGAAUAUCCAAAAUAUCAAUAUUUUUAUGCUAAAAAUUAUAAACGCAAUAAUAACUUAAAAGAUUAAUAAUUUUUAAUAUAUCAUAUAACUCGCUAUAUAUUAUGUGACUGUACGAUAUACGUGCCCAGUGUUACGAAAUCACCCUAUAAAAUUUUUUAGUUUGUAAUAACAUUUAUUUUGUAACCAUCCUGUAAAAAACAAUUAAUGUACAAGUAGUUAUGGUUUAAUUGAUUGUAUUGAUUUUGUCUU
This is a messenger RNA of Psylliodes chrysocephalus, 6499 nucleotides long. Lineage: Eukaryota; Metazoa; Arthropoda; Insecta; Coleoptera; Chrysomelidae. The record is from the annotation of a GenBank genome assembly.